CAAUCACACAUAUAUCUCUGUUGUUUGCCACUGCUAACUCAAUUCAACAUCAAAUAAUCAUGUCGAAACAACCGCCAAAUCAACCACAAGUUCCUGAUGGUUGGCUCGCAAAGUUUGAUGAUAAAUACAAAACCUGGUUCUACGUGGACUUAAAUACCAAGAAAUCGCAAUGGGAGGCUCCCAGUGGAACAACAUUUCCAUCUGAAGCAACAGAUGUACCUCCUCCUUCAUACAGCCCCAAUGCUUCCAAAGUACAAGGCACCGGUUCUGCUCCCACCAGAGACCAGUCCGGCUACGCUCAACAAGGAAACGGAGGUUAUGCUCAACAAGGUUACGGAGGAUACCCUCAACAAGGUUAUGGGGCUCAACAAGGUUAUGGGGCUCAACAGGCAUAUGGGGCUCAACAAGGUUAUGGGGCUCAACAAGGAUACGGAGGAUACCCUCCUCAACAAGGGUACUACCAACAACCAGUUCAACAAGGCCGGUCCAGUCGUAUGGGUGGAAUGGGUGGAAUGGGUGGAAUGGCUCUAGGUAUGGGAGGAGGUUUACUCGGAGGUAUGUUAAUUGGAGACAUGAUCAGUGACUCGCAGAACCAGUCGUACGCCGAAGGGUACAACGAUGGGCAAGAUGGUGGUGACUUUGGCGGUGGUGACUUUGGAGGUGGUGACUUUUGAUGAUAUGGGAAGAGAAGUGUGCCCAGUGAACAGGCUGCCGCUAUUGUUUGCUUGUUGACAUAUUUUCACUAUUCUAGUUUCCUCUUGAGUCUGUCUUUCCAAUGUGUUUGUCCCAUAUCUGUUGUAUCUGUUAUUACGGGGGACGCCUUUUUAUUGUGCACGUGCUAUUGCCUGUGUUGGUUAUUGUUAAAACCUGUGUUGAUCAUAUGUUACUGCUCCUGACACAUUUGUGAUCCUCGUAUCUUUAGUCUAUUUGUUAUAUCUAGGCUAUUUGCCCUAUCGUCUCUAGUCUACAUCUAUCAAUAUCACAACUGCG
This is a messenger RNA of Yamadazyma tenuis ATCC 10573, 990 nucleotides long. It is a transcript of the gene IFU5, whose product is annotated as WW domain-containing protein IFU5. Gene Ontology annotation, molecular function: protein binding. The record is from RefSeq and is a predicted model, not a curated record. Lineage: Eukaryota; Fungi; Ascomycota; Pichiomycetes; Serinales; Debaryomycetaceae.